Molecule: messenger RNA, 459 nt
Organism: Serpula lacrymans var. lacrymans S7.9
Lineage: Eukaryota; Fungi; Basidiomycota; Agaricomycetes; Boletales; Serpulaceae
Exons: 8
Coding region: 1-459 (152 amino acids)
Source: RefSeq, a predicted model, not a curated record
AUGUCUCUAUUGAAGAUGAUUUACAUCACUAAAGACUGUGCAAUAGUCUGCCAAGAAAAGGGUAUUGCUCCUCUUGAGCUAAUCAAAUGGUCUAUGCAGGCAGUCAAUAAGUCCUGUGUUGUUGCUGAUCAAUACAAGGACUUUGUCUUGUCCAAGAACAAAUGGACUCUACUUGAACUCAUCAAGAAAGUACUGUUUGAGCCAAGAUUUAAAGCGGACCUUAAAAAACUUCACAAAUGGUAUAUAGCCAUUGACCAGGCUGAUAUUUACUUUAUAUGCUUGGCAUUGGAUCCUGGUGUGAAACUUGAGUAUACACAGGCUCACUGGGAUAAAAUCUAUCAUUUCAAUGGUUUGAAAGCCCUUAAAAAAAAGUUUGAUGUGUAUGUCAAGAAGUUCAAAAAAAGCAAACUCUCUGCUGAAGUUAUUCCAGCUACUAUUGCUGCCCCAGUAGCUGGUUAA